Messenger RNA from Rotaria socialis, 1674 nucleotides. Lineage: Eukaryota; Metazoa; Rotifera; Eurotatoria; Philodinida; Philodinidae. The record is from the annotation of a GenBank genome assembly.
AUGGAUUCUGUACCAUUUACUGAACGACGUAAUGCAUUAACAAUGAAUAUUGAUGCAGAUGCAAUAGGAGAUGCUGCUGAUCGUCUACAUGAAUGUAAUAUGGAAGUUUUUAAUGGUUAUGAAAAUUAUAAAGGUUUAUCUGAUGAUGACUUUUUGAAUAAACUCGAUCAACUUGUUAUACUGGUUAAAGGAAUUUUACAAAAUGAAAAAGGUAUUAUUGUAAUCAGUGGAUGUGGUACAUCUGGUCGAAUCGGUUUUCUUGCAACUACAUUUUUUAAUCAACUUUGUCUUCAAAACAAUCUUCCGAAAAAAUAUCAUUAUAUUAUUGCUGGUGGAAAUAGUGCUCUUGUUACAUCAGUCGAAGCAACUGAAGAUGAUCCUGUCGUAGGUGCUGCCGAACUGAAACAUGUUAGUGAAUCAUUUGAACGCGUUCUUUUUAUUGGUAUAACUUGCGGUUUAUCUGCGCCAUUUGUUGGUGGCCAACUAGAAUAUUGUUUGGAUAAUCCAGAAAAAUUUAUCCCAGUUCUCAUUGGAUUUAAUCCUGUUUCAAUGGCACGACAAAUUCGCGUUCCUAAAUGGUCGGAGGGAAAAACAUUUUUUGGUGUUGCAUCACGAAUGGAAAAAACAUCGGGUGCACUCAUUCUUAAUCCAAUUGUUGGACCAGAACCGAUAUCUGGUUCAUCAAGAAUGAAAAGUGGUACAGCAACAAAAGUUAUGCUCGAUACAGUUUUCUAUUUGGCAUCGACUAAUACGAACGCUAAAGCAAGAGAUGUGAUUGAAGAGUUCAAAAUUACAAUUGAGAAAAUGAAAAAUGAAACAACAGAUAUAGCGAAUGUUAUUCAGCAAGCUGGAGACUGUUUGAUAAAUCAUGGCUAUAUUCGUUAUGUUGGUUCAUCGACAUUUGGCAUUUGGGGUAUGAUUGAUGCAUCAGAAUGCGUACCAACUUACAAUUCUUCUUACGAUGAUAUUCGUGGUUUUAUGACCAAUGAUUAUUUCAAGAAAAGUUUAAACCAUGAAUCAGCUGAUUCAUUGGUUUCACCUGCAUUGGACCAAUCAACACCUGAUGAUUUAUGGAAAAUAUUUCAAGAUUUGCCACCAUCAAGUUUAAUUAUUUUCAUUGAUCGAGAAUAUCAUUUGCAAAAAACUCUGGUCGAUAAACUUCAACAGAAAAAUCAUCGUAUUGUUUGGAUCAAGCUUUUGAGUACUGAAUCCUUAGAAGCGAAAUCUAAUGUGCAAAUGAUUGAUUUUAGUAAAUCGAUCACAUCAGCGGAUGUCAUUAAGCAAUAUCUAAUUGCUGAAUUGACAUUAAAACUAUGCUUAAAUACAAUUUCAACAGCGGCACAUGUUUUAAAAGGAAAAGUUUAUCAAAAUAUAAUGAUUGAUGUUCGCGUUAGUAAUAUAAAAUUAUUCUAUCGUGCUAUUGAUAUAAUUAAAUUAUUAACCGGUGCCGAUAAACAAACUGCAGAAAAAUGUCUUGUUCAAUCAAUUUAUCAAACCAAUGAUGAAAUCAAUACUCAAACUAUUGAACAACAUAUUACAGCUGUAGCCAAUAAUAAAAAUCAUGUUGUACCUAUUGCUUUAUUAAUGUGUCUUUCAAAUUAUUCGUAUACACAAGCUAAACUUCAAAUUGAUAAAUGUCCAAGAAUUCGUGAUAUUUGUACUGGCAAUAAUUGA